CAAUCAAAAAUUUCCACGAGUCAUCUUUCUCGCAGCCCCUGAGUAUUUAAUCCCCUUCUCCACGCCGUCGUCUCUCACCGGACUCCGGCAUCUCUCUCUCUCUUUUCUCUUCUCUGCAUCUUGAGACACUAACCCUGCUCUAAUCCCAUGGCGACUGAGGAAGUUCUGGCUCCAGCUGUUGAAGAACAUGUCGCCGAUCCGGCGCCCGUGGACCCAACCGGUGAGACGGGGGAUCGCGCAGCCUCAAAGGAAGAUAAACCGAAGAAACCUCGCAAGCCACGCGCUCCUGCCUCUCAUCCUCCUUAUAUCGAGAUGAUUCAAGAGGCAAUAACCUCGUUGAAGGAGAAGACAGGAUCUAGCCAGUAUGCGAUCACCAAAUUCAUCGAACAAAAACACAAGGACCACAUCCCCUCGAACUUCAAGAAGCUCCUUCUCUUCCAUCUCCGCAAGCUCACAGCUGCAGGAAAGCUUAGCAAGGUGAAGAACUCCUACAAAAUCCCCGCUGCCUCUGCUGAACCGGCGAAGGCAAAGGCAACUUCGAAGCCGAAGCCCAGUGCUUCUGCAGCCAAGCCAAAGGCGAAGCCAUCGGUAAAGCCAAAAGCCAAGGCGGUGGUGAAACCAAAUAAGAAGUCUGCUGUGUCCGCCAAGCCCAAGGCUAAGGCGGUUGGUGCAAAGUCAAAGACGAAAUCUGUUUCCAAACUGAAACCAGUGGCAAAGGUUGCGAAGCCGAAGCCUAAAACUGUGGCGACCAAGGCUUCUACACGUCCGGCCAAGGCGGCGAAGACUUCGGAGAAAGACACGCUGGGAAAGAAGAAGGUGGCAAAGCCAGUCAAGAAGGUUCCCUCAGCAAAGGCAUCGGAGAAGGCGAAGACGGUGAAGCCGACAGCGAAGGCUGUGUCGAAGAAGACGCCGGCGAGAAAAACGAAGAAGCUGUGAGAGUGAUUUAUAAAUUUUCUUGUUUCUUAAGCGUGGCAAUGUCCGUAAAUUUUAAGAUUCAGCUGCUUUUAUUAUUAUUAUUAAUGAAAAUUACGCUGUUGAUAUUUUUAUUGAA
Messenger RNA from Dendrobium catenatum, 1051 nucleotides. RefSeq names its product histone H1. The transcript has 2 exons. The coding region runs from base 148 to 936 and encodes 262 amino acids. Gene Ontology annotation, biological process: chromosome condensation; negative regulation of DNA recombination; nucleosome assembly. Gene Ontology annotation, molecular function: double-stranded DNA binding; nucleosomal DNA binding; structural constituent of chromatin. Gene Ontology annotation, cellular component: nucleus; nucleosome. NCBI's taxonomy places the organism in Eukaryota, Viridiplantae, Streptophyta, Magnoliopsida, Asparagales, Orchidaceae. The record is from RefSeq and is a predicted model, not a curated record.